UAAAAGCAGAAAAGCAGCAGGAGGGACAAAGCUCAGAGUAACAGGGAGACUCAGUCCUAAUAUUAGUAGCUGUUUUGUUUUGGGUUUUUUUACUGGUAAAAUACCAAUGCUGAUAAAAAGAAACAGCUUUUUCCUUUUUGUUUCAGCCUUUUUUUUGUUGCAUCUUUUUAAGUUGCAGUAAGAGAGGAAAAGGGAAUUGAACUUUUCACUUCUCUGUUUGUUUGUGAAAUCGUGUACUUUUCACCGCUCUCGUUAUUCUUCCAAUGCCCUCUGUCACAACAGCAGGUUCACUUAGGCUCAGAAGAUGAACGCCACGGUGAACGUCUCCAAGGAGUGUGAUAGAGAUACCAGUGUGACAUCUGUGAUAUUCCCAGUUCUCUACAGCAUUCUUUGUGUCGUAGCCCUUGUGCUGAACUCUUUGGCUGCGUGGAUCUUCUUCAGAAUUCCCAGCAGCUCAACUUUUCUGGUCUUUUUAAAAAACGUGGUGGUGGCCGACUUGUUGAUGACUCUUACCAUCCCUAUCAAAAUCUUGAGUGAUGCAGGAGUGGGUUUCUGGCAGCUGCGGGCCUUCUAUUGCAGAUUCUCUGCUGUUCUUUUCUACAUCACCAUGUACAUCAGCAUCUUAUUGCUGGGCCUCAUCAGCUUGGACCGCUACCUGAAGAUUGUAAAGCCCUUCGGAAAGUGUGCCCUGCAGAAGGUUCGGGUCGGCCAGAGACUGAGUGCAGCAAUAUGGAUUGUAAUGCUAUCUCUGGCCCUGCCGAAUGUCAUUCUCAGCAACCAGACCCCAAAACCCUCGGGGGGCAAACUGAAAUGCUCCUCCAUGAAGGACGUAGCCGGCAAACAAUGGCAUGAGGGAUUUAACUACUUCUGCCAGGUCAUCUUUUGGGGCACGUUUGCCUUGAUGGUGUUUUGCUACACGUUCAUCAGCAAGAAGGUCUAUGAAUCCUACAAAGCCUCAAAGAGCAAAUCUCAAGCUGCAAAUAGAAGAACCAAAGCCAAAGUCUUUGUGGUGGUGGGGGUAUUUUUCAUCUGCUUCGCCCCUUUCCAUUUUGUACGAGUACCCUAUACACUGACACAAACCCGCGACAGCAGCGACUGCCGAGCAAAGACAGCGAUCUACAUUGCCAAGGAAACCACACUGUGGCUGUCUGCAACUAAUGUCUGCCUUGACCCACUUAUUUAUGUCUUCCUGUGCAGAGUGUUCAGGAAGAGACUCAUGACCACGUUCUGCAAAGAGACUCAGGAGUCUUCCAAAUCCUCAUUAACACACAUGGAGAUGUCACAAAUGGACCACACUAUCAGACUGUCGCACAAUGACACAUCGCACCUCAAUCAAAGCACAUUAUCCUCAAGUUUCAACUGCUGAUGUCUUUCAUACCUGGAAAGACUAGUGACUCAUCGUCUAGUGUUGUCGUAUGGGGCAGUUCGUUUUAUUAGAAAUCCUGCACAAACUCUUAAAAUAAGCAGACUGUGAAUGGACCCUGACAAUUCGGAUCUGUCAGUAAUUUCAGUGUCUGUUAUUUCAGCGAAUAUCAUGCAAAAAUGUUUUUUGCUUACUCAUUCGCACAUUUCCUUAACAAAGCUUACUGUCAGUUUCUGCAUCCUGUGGUUUAAUCUUGUUCAAACUGCACUUUUCCUUAGUUUAAGACUUAUCGAAUCGGGGUAAAAAUAAUGUUGACAUAAGACACGUUGUAAAAACCUAUUUGUCAAAGAAGAGCUAAAUAAAAAUAACUGUAGCAAACCAGAAUUUGUUAAAAGCAAUCUGAUGUUGAAAAAAAUAUGGUACUAAUCGUUGAAUUACUAAUAUUUUUGUAUAAGCACAAUAUAUUUAUGUCUUAGUCACACAGUAGUCAUUUUGUUUCUCUAAAGCUCAUUUGGAUAAUUAUGUAGCUUAGCAGAUGAUACCACACUUUUUACAUGAGGUAAAGACUGUGGUAUACUAGCUAUACCAGCUUUCAGAUCUUAUUCAAAACUAGUUUUGUACAUGCAGAUCUAGCUUUCAGAUUCCAGGUCUGAGUUUCGGGGCUUGAAUUAAGCAUCUCAUAAAUAGACCUUUUUUAAAAAAAAAAAAAAAAAGUUAAUGAGACAAGGGGUCAGAUUACCAGUUGUUGUGAGCUGGCUGCAUGUUAUUGGAAAAGAACAAACAUGCUAUAGUACGCUUACAAAACUACUGGUAAUUUUAAUAACAUGACGUUCCAGAUGGUUUCUGUAAGCACUAAUGUAAGACUCAUAGGGUCUCAUCUGGGUAGAUUUUAUGAUAAGUGACCCAGUUCUGUAUGUUUGCAGUGCUGUUUUAGUUUCAUCUGCCUUGUGCGUGAUUGUAAUGUACACUGUAAAUAUGAUCACAAAUAAUAACAUUAUGGAGGGAAUAUAGAGGGGUAAUGUGGACAUUAUGGAGGGUAACAUUUUUUUUUUAGGACUGUUGUUCCAUUCUACCACAGAAAUGUUCCAAAUGCAGGAAAUUGUACAUUCUAAAUCAUAUUCUGAAGCACUUUUCAAUCACCACACAUUUUUUUCUGUUAUUGCAAAUAAAAUCUAUUUUGCUUUUUACUGCUAUGUUUCACAGUAAAAGGUUGUAACAAUUAAAGACAACUCAUAGCGGUUGUCUUUACAUACUACCACAAGUGCUCUGAAAAGAUUACCACAAAAACUCUUUUGUUGGUAAACUGAUCUUGUCUGAUCUAUCUUUAAAAAAGAUAGAUCUUUUCUUAUCACAUGGAAACAUGUAUAAAUAAUGAAAGUCAAGUAUUUCACUGACUAAAUGCUGUAAUUAGACUAAAUGCAAGUGGGUUUCAACAAAAUGUACAUUAACAAUCGCACAACUGUACUUUAAGCUUUUGCAAAAGUGUGGGAUGUAAGAAAGACUGAUAAUGUUCCUUUUUUUGGAUUUUCCUUUUCAUAAAUAGCUUCCUAUGUUUUGUGACAAUUUAUUACACGAUUUAUUAUCCUUUUGUCAUUAUAAGUAAAUGUAAUUUUACUUCAAAGAUAAGAUUCUACUUGUAAUAAAUUCACCCCAAAUUCUGGAAAGCUAGUUUAUGCAUGGAGAACUGAUAUGGACAUGGUACUAGAAGUCAUUGUUUUAUCAGUCCACUCUAACCUGAGCUGUUCCUCUGUAAAGUUUUUUUCUGGUUGUAAUGGACAUGUGUAUUUAAUGUUUGCAUCAAAUUUUCUUUAUGUCAAUGGAUAAUUAUUUUUCAUAACUUUUUAUUAACAUUGUAC
Messenger RNA from Gambusia affinis (western mosquitofish), 3219 nucleotides. RefSeq names its product P2Y purinoceptor 13-like. The transcript is spliced from 4 exons. Gene Ontology annotation, biological process: G protein-coupled receptor signaling pathway. The record is from RefSeq and is a predicted model, not a curated record. Bases 305 to 1366 code for a protein of 353 amino acids. Gene Ontology annotation, molecular function: G protein-coupled purinergic nucleotide receptor activity. Gene Ontology annotation, cellular component: membrane. Lineage: Eukaryota; Metazoa; Chordata; Actinopteri; Cyprinodontiformes; Poeciliidae.